GAAACGCUGCGUUGGUAUUCAUUCAUUCAGUUAGGCUAAGAAAGUCGCGCGAAUGGAUACGCAUCUCAUGGCUACUACUACACGACUCAGAUGCCUCCACGCGACGACGACGUCGUCCUCCGCCGUUCCCACCGCAUUCCGUUCGCUGGCGAUACACCAGCUCUCUUUCAGACGCUCACGUUUGCUUUCCUUCAGAUCGGCGACUAUGAACACGCGCGUGAGACGGUCCCGCUUCCCCCUUACUCGAAAAACCACUUCUCCGACGAGACGUGGCUUGUUCUCCGUCAGAGCUUCGACGGAGAAUAAUUCAAUUGUUCCUUCCAAUCGGAAACUAAUAGUGGUUAACUCCGUCGUAAUCGUAGCCUUAGCUGUAGCGAAUCGCGUGCUCUACAAACUCGCAUUGGUUCCGAUGAAGCAGUACCCUUUCUUACUAUCUCAGCUCAUGACUUUCGGUUACGUCUUGAUUUACUUCACGAUCCUGUACUCGAGGCGCCGUCUAGGCAUUGUGACAGACGAGAUGUUGAGUGUACCCAAAUGGAGAUUUGCUAUCAUUGGUUUUCUUGAAGCUCUUGGAGUUGCCACUGGCAUGGCUGCAGCAGCCAUGCUCCCUGGACCAGUUAUACCGGUUUUGAAUCAGUCAUUUCUGGUGUGGCAGCUGCUUUUUGCUAUUUUUAUUUUAGGCAGGAGGUUUUUGCUUAAGCAGGUUUUUGGUUGCUUGCUUGUGGCUGUGGGCGUUGUGGUGGCUGUUUCAAGUGGAUCUGGUGCAGAUCAAACGCUAUCUGGAAUCGGUUUGCUAUGGCCUGCUGUAAUGAUAGUAUCUUCUGCUUUUCAAGCUGGUGCAUCUAUCAUAAAGGAAUUUGUUUUCAAUGAUGCUGCAAAGCGUCUUGAGGGGAAGUCACUGGAUAUAUUUGUGGUAAACUCAUUUGGAUCUGGAUUUCAGGCUCUUUUUGUGUUUCUGUUGUUGCCUUUACUCUCGAACUUGAAAGGUAUUCCAUUUGGCAGCCUCCUUUCGUAUAUAAAAGAUGGUGCCGGCUGCUUCUUCAACACUGGAGCUAAGAUUGCUGGCUGUGAUGGUGCCCCUAUACUCCCACUGCUGUAUAUAGCCACCAAUCUCGCUUUCAACAUCUCAGUGCUCCAUCUGGUGAAAAUAUCUUCAGCAAUCGUUUCCUCUCUCGCUGUGGUGCUCUCAGUGCCAUUAUCGGUGUACAUAAUGUCAAAACCAUUGCCGUAUCUUCCUGGGGGGACAAGCUUGAGCUCAAAUUUCAUGGUGGGGAGUAUAGUUCUGGUUCUUGGUCUUCUUCUAUACAACAUUCCCACCACUCCAACUAAGCAAGACACUAAGACCUCCUAGCUCACACACACACACACUCUCUCUACUUUGGUUUAAUCUCUUGGAAAACUGAUACCAAUAUAAUUGUUUCCCAAAGAUCAUAGAAUUAUUUGGGUGUAUGUUUUGCAAGUGUAGACUUGGUAUAUAUUCGAAAUUCCACUGACUGGUCAUAUUAAAACAGUGAAGUUUUGAACGAUUCA
Messenger RNA from Raphanus sativus (radish), 1530 nucleotides. Its product is annotated as protein CLT2, chloroplastic. Bases 53 to 1351 code for a protein of 432 amino acids. The transcript has 10 exons. Lineage: Eukaryota; Viridiplantae; Streptophyta; Magnoliopsida; Brassicales; Brassicaceae. The record is from RefSeq and is a predicted model, not a curated record.